AUGGCGUCGCCAAUAUCUGAGAAAGAUAUUCGAAGUGAUGACAGACUUCAUGAGUCUGAGGCUUCUUCCUCUUCCAACACCGAUGCUAUCCUUGAGGUGGAAAAGGAAAAGGCAGCAAACGAGACCUCAAGGUCUCAGUUUGCUCAUGACCCGAGGGCUGGUACCACUCUUCACCAGCUCGAGAACACCCCAAGCGAGAAGAUCGAGUUGACGGAAGACGAUUGUUACGAUCAGCUCGGCUAUGCUUUUCCAAGCUGGAAAAAAUGGAUGAUCAUCAGUGUCAUCUUCCUCGUCCAGACCUCUAUGAAUUUCAACACCUCCCUCUAUUCCAAUGCACUGACUGGUAUUUCUGAGGAAUUUGGUGUGAGCAUGCAGGCCGCACGCUGCGGUGCCAUGAUCUUCCUGGUGUUGUACGCCUUUGGCUGCGAGUUGUGGGCCCCAUGGAGCGAAGAGAUUGGCCGCAAGCCAAUUCUGCAGCUGAGCUUGUUCUUGGUAAAUAUAUGGCAGCUUCCAGUGGCACUCGCCCCGAACUUUGCGUCUAUCAUGGUAGGACGCGCUCUGGGUGGUCUUUCCUCGGCUGGCGGCUCAGUUACUUUGGGUAUGAUUGCAGAUCUAUGGGAAGCAGAUGAGCAGCAAUAUGCUGUGGCCUGUGUUGUCUUCUCCUCCGUUGGCGGCUCGGUUAUUGGCCCUGUCGUUGGCGGGUUCGUCGAAGCAUACUUACCCUGGCGCUGGAACAUUUGGAUUCAACUCAUCUUCGGAGGUUUUGUUCAAAUCGCACACUUGCUCCUUGUCCCAGAGACUAGAACGACAAUCAUGAUGGAUCGUAUCGCAAAAAAGAUGAGAGACAGCGGCGAAAAGCCUAAUAUCUACGGACCUAACGAACUCGUUCCCUUUAGGGACCGCUUCUCUAUGCGAGAGGUCCUGGUCACUUGGGUUCGCCCGUUCAGAAUGUUCCUCACCGAACCCAUUGUCCUUACACUGUCCUUGUUGAGCGGCUUCAGCGAUGCACUUAUUUUCAUGUUCAUCCAGUCCUUUGGCCUGGUCUACGACCAAUGGAAUUUUAGCACUGUGGCUCUUGGUUUGUCGUUCAUCCCAAUUCUUGUGGGAUAUGUUAUCGCCUGGGUUUCUUUCGUCCCCGUCAUUAAACGCAACAUGCACGAGAGACGAAUGAAACCCGAUGAUGAGCACACCCAGUACGAGUCACGUCUCUGGUGGCUGCUCUAUACCGCUCCUUGCCUACCAAUUGGUUUGAUUGGCUUUGCAUGGACCAGUCUCGGCCCUCCUGUACACUGGAUUGGCACCAUGGUUUUCUCCGCCAUUGUCGGGAUCGCAAAUUAUAGCAUUUACAUGGCUACCAUCGAUUACAUGAUCUGUGCAUAUGGGCCGUACUCGGCCUCGGCCACGGGUGGAAAUGGAUGGUCUCGAGACUUCCUCGCUGGUGUUCUGACAAUCCCCGCGACACCUUUUUUCCAGAAUAUCGGAGGCAAAUACCACUUGGAAUAUGCAUCCACUAUUCUCUUUUGCAUCUCCUUUAUUCUGGUAGUUGCGGUGUAUGCCAUCUACUGGUACGGUCCAACACUCCGCAAACGUUCACCCUUCGCCCAGCAAUUGUCCGAUGCAAGGGUUGAGCUGCAGAGCCAUGGUGCGCUCCACAGUGGCAGACUUUCUCGCAUUCCCACCUCUUCGAGAGCGAAUUCUUUCGCACGAUCACAGCAAAACUUGCGUAUUCGUCAAGCCCUUGAAAGCCGCCAGGGUAGCUUUGUUGCGUCUCGUCCCACCUCGCGCGCUACCUCACCCAGAAACAGUUUUUCAGCAUGA
This is a messenger RNA of Aspergillus ochraceoroseus IBT 24754, 1818 nucleotides long. RefSeq names its product putative MFS multidrug transporter. Gene Ontology annotation, molecular function: transmembrane transporter activity. Lineage: Eukaryota; Fungi; Ascomycota; Eurotiomycetes; Eurotiales; Aspergillaceae. The transcript has 3 exons. Gene Ontology annotation, biological process: transmembrane transport. The record is from RefSeq and is a predicted model, not a curated record. Bases 1 to 1818 code for a protein of 605 amino acids.